Messenger RNA from Microplitis demolitor, 2610 nucleotides. RefSeq names its product uridine phosphorylase 1. Gene Ontology annotation, molecular function: uridine phosphorylase activity. Gene Ontology annotation, cellular component: cytosol; cytoplasm. The record is from RefSeq and is a predicted model, not a curated record. Gene Ontology annotation, biological process: nucleotide catabolic process; uridine catabolic process. The transcript is spliced from 6 exons. Lineage: Eukaryota; Metazoa; Arthropoda; Insecta; Hymenoptera; Braconidae. The coding region runs from base 338 to 1360 and encodes 340 amino acids.
GAUUGUCAGUGUCUGUAACACUUAACUAACAUACCACAACUUCCCUAUUACCCUUAAUAGUAACAAAAAUAAUCUUCUUUAAUUUUCGUAUCGCACUCAAUUACAAGUGUUAUCAAUUGUCAAUUGAUUGUUUAUUUGAAUAACAGAAACUAUAUAAUCUUUGUAAAUCUAUAAGCUUCUUAUUUGACAAAUACUUUUAAGUGAUAAGUAUAAAAUAUUAUAAAUAAAAUUCAUGGAAUAAAUCACUGCCAAAGAAGUUUAAAUUUUUCGAUUAAAAUCUAAUAAAUAUUAAUUCUACCAUAGUUUUGAUAUUUAUAAAUAAAUAAAUAAAUAAAUCAUGAGUCUUUUACUUGAAGAAGAUGAAGUUGACGAAUACAGUGAUGGAUCAGUACGGCUCAGAAAUCCAAAUAUUGAGUUGAUGGAUCAAGACAUUCUCUACCAUCUAGCUCUUGGAAGUGGUUCUCAUGACCUGGUCGAAAUGUUUGGUGAUGUAAAGUUCGUCUGCAUGGGGGGAACACCAAAGCGGAUGGAGAACUUCGCCUAUUUUAUUAUGAAAGAAAUAGGUCACAAGCUUCCAACUGGUACUACUUUGCUGGAUAUCAGCCAGUACUCUUAUCGCUAUUCCAUGUACAAAGUUGGUCCAGUUUUAUCAAUCAGCCACGGAAUGGGGAUCCCAUCCGUAGGGAUAUUGUUGCACGAAGUUAUCAAACUAAUGUAUCAUGCUAAAGUUCGUGACCCCAUAUUUAUUAGAAUUGGAACAUGCGGUGGAGUUGGCCUUGAAGGUGGAACAGUCGUUAUAAGUGAAGAGGCAGUUGAUGGAAUGCUCAAACCAUACUACGAAGUGCCAGUGUUGGGUAAAAUGGUUCGACGGCCAGCAAAAUUAGAUAAACAGUUGAUAAAGGAGUUGAAUGCAAUGUCGCAUCCUGAAGAUCCUUAUGAUACAGUGAUCGGCAAAACAAUGUGCACACACGACUUUUACGAAGGCCAAGGUCGUCUUGACGGCGCAUUCUGUGAAUUUACGGAGAAUGAUAAAAUGGAGUACCUUCAAAAGUUGCAGAAAGCAGGGGUUGUAAAUAUCGAAAUGGAAGCUGUAGCUUUUGCAGCGCUUACACACCACGCAGGUAUUAGGUCUGCUAUUGUAUGCGUUACGUUGCUAGACAGACUGAAAGGCGAUCAGUUAAUGGCACCUAAGGAAGUCUUAGAGGAGUGGCAGAAGAGACCGCAAAUUUUAAUAUCACGAUACAUUACCAAGUACCUUCAAACAAAAGGCCGCUUAUCACUAGAAGGCCAUGGUUCUAUGGCGGUUAAAAGCCCACGGCGUUUCAAACUCGUGCAACAGGAGUCUGAGAAUUACGACUAAGCUCCUAUUUUAUUAAUUUCUUGUCUAACAUUUAUUCAAAAAUAUUCUUUUUCUUUUUCAUUCACAAAUAAAAUUUAAAAGUUCUGUCUCUCAAUUAAUACUUAUCAUUGAUGAGACUGAAAUAAACUUUACGGCUUUAAAUAAUUUAAAUCUCGGGUCGAGAACCUCAAUAUUAUAAAUUUUAGUGUCUUUUAAAUAUUAUUUUUAGUUUAGUUUAUUGAUUUAUUUAUUAAUUCAAAGCUAAAGAUAAAAACUUUUAAAAUUGAUUCUUGUUAAAUUAAAAUCACUAACUAUUAUUAUACUUUUGUACUAUUAUUAAAUUUUAUACUUAUUUUUUAAUGUGUUCAGUUAUGUAAACUAUUAUUUAAUAAGUUUUAUAUUAAAUUACUGGCACUAGUGGAGAAAGAAUGAUAAUUUUGCCGCGUUGCUGACGCAGCACACAAGUACAAAUGAGUGCCGGUUUUAAUUGCAUGUGGCAAAAAAAAUUAAUAAGCUAACAUAAUACUUAAAUGAAAAUAAUAUUUAAAAAUUUAGAAAAAAAAAAAACAAAACAAAUAUUAAUAAAAAAUGAGGAAAUUGUUUAGAUGCGGCCCCGCCUAUUUUCGGACACAAAAAAUCGAAAGAUGAAAUCAAUUAAAUUUUUUUAGAAAUUAUUCUUCUCUGCAGUGAAUUUAUGAAUCCUUUAUUAAAAAUUAUUGUGAUUGCAUGGGAACCCAUAAGAAUUCAUAUAAAAACGUAUGGAUUUAUGUGAGAAUCCAUAGGAAUUAAUAUAGGAGUGUAUGGAUUUCUAUAAGAAUCCAUGUAAGAAACCAUGGAUAUCUGGAUUCCUAUGGGAACUUGGAUACAUGGUUUUUUGUGGGAAAUUUAUAUAGGCAUCUGUUUCUAUAUCUCUAUCAAAAAAAUUCAUAGAAUAGGAAAUCUAGUCUAGAUUCUUAUAUGGGUUCCGAUAGGAAUUCAGUAUCGAUCCCGAUAUAGAUUUUUACAUGGGUUCCUAUGGAAAUUCAAAUACCUAGAUGCCUAUGUGAAAUUCUUACAUGGAAAUCCAAGUACCCAAAAUUUCCUAUGUGGAUUUUUUCACAUAGAAAUUUAGAUACCCAUGUUUUUCCACAUAGAUUCUUAUAUAAGUCCAUACUCCUAUAUGAAUUUCUACGGGUUCCCAUGCGAUUGUUUUUGCUGAAAUUUUUUGAUAACCAUUUUUCGAUUUUUAAAAUUUGAAAAUAGACGGAGUGACACAUCUAAUUAAUUACCAA